UCUGAGUUGGUUCUGGCUAUAAUGGGUCCAUUGAAACCCACAGAGAAGCAGUGCCAUGCAUUUUUAAUCAGGUGGCUUCUGAGGUCUCCUGCUCCAGUCUGAGGAUGUAAAUUAUGAGCAACAGUGCGAUGAAAACUGAACCACACUAACAGAACGACAAUGACAUUACCUCACGACAGGAAGAGAGUGAUUUUAUUACAUUGAUCCGUGAUUUUCGUUUCUACUAAGUGUGCGCCAGAACUCUCAUCUCCAAGCAUCUGUUGGGGGCUCGUCCGGGAUCAUCGCUCCAGUGUGCUGUAUGAAAGCACAAGAAAAUAAAUAUCUCGGAUGAUAUUCUGUUACACUGUAACAGACACCAGCCUCACCGGACAGCUUGAUGGUAGAAGGAUGAGAUUGAGGACAUGGCUGAGUGUUGCGUCUGGGUUUAUGAGCCUCUCCUGCGAGGCUGUGCGCAGUUGUGCAGAGAUCCAGUGUGAUGAAGACCAGCGAUGUUGCACACGAAACAGCAGCAGCAUCACGUCCAUCCAUCAACUCCCUCUGCACUCUUUCCUGGACAAUCUGGAAUGGUUGGUCCGUAAGCUGUCGGGACUGCUGAUCCUGCUCUUGCUCUUCGUGGUGGGUUACUUCAUUCAGCGGCUCGUAUGUCCCCGUCCCCGCCGUCAGACGCCCGAGGAGCCAUCACUUCUGCAUGGACACGCGUCCCAGGACUCUCUCACAGGGGACUUCAGCUCCCCGGUGCUGAUGCUUCCCACGUACGAGGAGGUGAACUAUCUGCCCACAUAUGAGGAGAUCAUGAUGGAGGUGGAUGGAGACAAUCUGAACUCAAGCACAGAGGCGAUAGAGGAAAGACCAGCAACACUGCAAACAUCUAGAAGACCCAGAAACUCUCUAUAAUUGAUUCUGGAACAGCUAAUGCAUUCACAUGUGUCACUAGCAGCUGUUCACAUUUUAUAUUCUUGUUUGGUUC
Carassius auratus (goldfish) is the source of this 967-nucleotide messenger RNA. RefSeq lists its product as uncharacterized. NCBI's taxonomy places the organism in Eukaryota, Metazoa, Chordata, Actinopteri, Cypriniformes, Cyprinidae. The transcript has a single exon. The record is from RefSeq and is a predicted model, not a curated record. The coding region runs from base 328 to 894 and encodes 188 amino acids.